This is a messenger RNA of Trifolium pratense (red clover), 5907 nucleotides long. RefSeq lists its product as uncharacterized. Gene Ontology annotation, molecular function: ADP binding; ATP hydrolysis activity. The transcript has 8 exons. Lineage: Eukaryota; Viridiplantae; Streptophyta; Magnoliopsida; Fabales; Fabaceae. Gene Ontology annotation, biological process: defense response; signal transduction. Bases 599 to 5755 code for a protein of 1718 amino acids. The record is from RefSeq and is a predicted model, not a curated record.
AGUGGGAGCCGACCGACGGUGGUUGAGGAUGAGCCCAUCCCACCAUAUCUUUUGCUCUCUUUAAUCUUUCUAUCUAUUUUUCUUUCUUCUCCAUUCCUCUUAUUAUGGUUUGUGUUUUGUGAAUUUUGCAGGUUUUCAUUCAAACUGGAGGCUUUUGGGGGUAAAUGGAUAGGUUGUUUUCAAUGGAUGAAUAAGAUGAUCACGUUACAUGGUGGUGGGUGAAGGGUGUGUGUCAUGAUACAGAUUGAAUCUAACUCCACCUCAAAACCAUGGCUCAAAGGGGAAGAUUGUCCAAUCCUAUAUAAAGCCCACACACCAGGUUCAUGACUUCUGAUGUGGGACUCCAAGUUGGUUCAUGAAGCCCAACUUGUACAUGAAAAUCGGUAACAUGUCACCAACCACAUUUGAUGUUAUUAUUAUGGUAAUAUAGAUAGAUAAUAUAAUGUAUAUACUAAGUAGACCUUUGACUAGUGAUAGUGUUGAUGACCAGACGGCUUUGAUUGAGAUAUAAGAAAGACUUGCUAAUCAAUGAGGGUUAUGCCUCAUCAUUUUCAAUUGAAUUCCAGAUUCAAUCAUCACUUUGAAUAAAUUUCCAUCCAUGUCUUCCUUCACUUCCUCCUCAAAAAACCACCACGAAUUUGAAUCCACGUCUACUACUACAAAACCAAAGAGGGAGCGCUACCAUGUGUACUUGAGUUUCUGUGCCAAAGAUACAGAUUCUUUUGUUUCUUGUCUCCAUGUGGCUUUUAGAUCAAAGGCUAGACAGGCUAUUUUCUUGGGCUUUGACAAGAUUGGAGAUGAAGAUCGGGCAAUAACACCCUCAGAGCUGACUGUAAUUGAAGAGUUUAGAACUGCUAUGAUCAUAUUUUCAAGAAAUUAUGCUAAUUCAAGGCGGUGUCUUAUAGAAUUGGAGAAAAUAACCGAGUGUUGCAGAACCACAGAUGGUCUUAAUGUUCUCCCUUUUUUCUAUGAUGGUGUCUAUCCCUCCUACGGACGUUUGAAGAGUGGUAUGUUUGGUGAGGCUUUUCAUGAUUUUGUGGAUAGAAUGACCACUAUAAAGGAAACCUCUAAAGAGGAAGACAAGUUAAUGAGUUGGGUAGCGGCUAUCAGUACUACUACAGAUAAAGCUUCCAAAUUUUCAGGAUCAAUAGAACCAACACAAGAAUACCGGACCCAAAGUGAACAUAUUGAUGGUAUAGUUGAAUGCGUUAGUUAUGCCAUAAUCAGGCCGUCAACCAGAUACUACCAUCCUUAUACAGUGAGUCUGAACUCUGCUGUGCAAGAUGUGAUUCAGUUAUUGAAACAAUCAAAAAGUCCUCUCCUACUAGGGAUAUGGGGGAUGGAAGGGAUUGGUAAAUCAGCCAUUGCCGAAGCCAUUUAUCAUCAAAUUGGUCCCUAUUUUGAGGGCAUGUGCAUCCUCCAUUACGUCGGGUAUUUUUGGAAAAAAAAUGAUGGUCAAGUUUCUUUACAUCAGAGCCUUUUUCAUGACAUCAUAAAAAGAAAUAAAACUAAAAAUAGAAAUAUAGAUAGAAGUAAAAAAAAGAAACUUAAAAUUGAAUCAGAAAAAAUGAUUUUAAAAGAAAGUCUUCAACAUAAAAGGGUACUUCUUGUACUUGACGGUGUUGAUAAAUUGGAGCAGCUAAAGGCUUUGUGUGGUAGUCGGGAAUGGUUUGGUGCUGGUAGCAAAAUAAUCAUCACUACAAGAGAUAGACAUCUACUGAAGGAGCAUGGAGUUGACCAUAUAUAUAGAGUGAAAGAAUUGGACGAAAGUGAAUCACUUGAGGUUUUUAAUACUUCUUUAAGCUGCCAUAAAACUUCUCUAGAACGUUUUGCUGAACUUUCCAGACAGGUAGUUUCUUAUUGUGGGGGAUGGCCUCUUGCUCUUCAAGAACUUGGGUACUUUUUGUCUACAAAGGAAGCACUUGAAUGGAAAGAUGCGUUAAGGAGUCUCGAAAGAUUUUCCAUUCCAGCUCCACAUCUACAGGAGACUCUAGAAAAGAGUUUUAGAGAUUUGAGUAAUAUAGAAAAACACAUCUUCCUUGAUAUAUCAUGUUUCUUUAUCGGGAAGAAUAAAAAUGAUGUACUCCAAACGUUAAAUAGGUCAACACAAAGUGCGGCUUAUCAAAUAAGUCUCCUGGAAGACAAGAGCCUUAUAACAACCGAUAAGAAUAACAAGCUUGCAAUGCAUGUUAUUCUACAAGCCAUGGCAGGACAUAUCAUUAGAAAGGAAUCAGGUUAUAUGACUAAACAUCAGCCAAAGAUGUACGAUGUCUUCUUGAGUUUUAGAGGGGAAGACAGUCGUGUGAAAUUCAUUUCACAUUUGUAUUCCUCUCUUCAAAAUGCGGGCAUUUAUGUUUUCAGAGACAAUGAUGAGAUACAACAAGGAGAUCAGAUCUCAACCACACUGUUGCAAGCAAUUGGACGGUGUAGAAUUUCUAUCGUUGUUUUGACUACAAAUUAUGCUAAUUCAAAAUGGUGUCUGCUAGAGUUGGAGAAGAUCAUGGAAUUCAGCAUGACCAGGGGUUUGGUGGUUGUGCCAGUGUUCUAUGAGGUCAAUCCCAAAGAAGUACGUCAUCAGAAUGGUCAGUUUGGAUUAGCUUUUGAAGAUUUUUUAUUAAAAAAUUCAGUGGAUGAAUUCACCAAGAGUAAUUGGAAAAGGGAACUCUCUCAUAUUGGUGCCAUAGCAGGGUUUGUACUCGCAGGUUCCAGGAAUGAAUACGAAGAUAUCAAGGGUAUUGUUGACCAUGUCACCCGGUUGCUAGAUAGGAAAGAGUUAUUUGUUGCUGAACAUCCGGUAGGAGUGAAAUCUCGUGUGCAAGCUGCAACUAAGCUAUUAAACAUUCAAAAAUCAGAAGAUGUUUUACUUCUAGGGAUUUGGGGAAUGGGGGGUACGGGUAAAACAACCAUUUCCAAAGCCAUUUACAAUGAAAUUGGGAGCGAGUUUGAGGGAAGGAGCUUCCUGCUGAAUAUAAGGGAAUUUUGGGAGUCGCAUACUAAUCAAGUUUCACUACAGCAACAAGUACUUUGUGAUGUUUACAAAACAGCAACAUUCAAGAUACGUGACAUUGAAUCAGGGAAAAAUAUAUUGAAGGAAAGACUUUCCCAAAGUAGGGUACUUCUUGUGCUUGAUGAUGUGAAUGCAUUGGAUCAGCUAAUGGCUUUGUUUGGAAGCCGCAAAUGGUUUGGUCCGGGGAGUAGAAUAAUCAUCACAACAAGAGACAAGAAUCUUCUUGAAUUAUGUGGAGUUGAUGAAGUGUAUACAGUAGAAGGAAUGGACGAAAGUGAAUCUCUUGAGCUUUUCAGUUGGCAUGCAUUCAAGCAACCAAGUCCGACAAAAGCUUUUGCUGCACAUUCAGCAGAUGUGAUUGCUUAUUCCGGGAGAUUGCCACUAGCACUUCAAGUCCUUGGGUGCUAUUUGUCUAAAUGUGAAAUAACAGAGUGGCAGAAAGUUUUGGAGAAACUCAGAUGUAUUCCCCAUGAUGAAGUACAUAAGAAGCUAAAAGUGAGCUUCGAUGGUUUAAAAGAUGUUACAGAGAAACAAAUAUUUCUUGAUAUAGCCUGUUUCUUUAUCGGGGUAGAUCGAUAUGAUGUAAUUCAAAUAUUAAACGGUUGUGGAUUUUUUGCUGAUUCUGGAAUGAAAGUCCUUGAAGAGCGAAGUCUUUUAACUGUUGACAGUAGGAACAAGCUUAGAAUGCAUGAUUUGUUAAGAGACAUGGGAAGACAAAUAAUUUUUGAGGAAUCACCAUUUGAUCCUGAAAACCGCAGUAGGUUGUGGCGCCAUGAGGAAGUGUUUGAUAUAUUAUCAAAGGAUAAGGGAACUGGAGCUGUCAAGGGACUGACUUUGGAGUUUCCAAUACAAAACACAGUUUGUCUGAAUACCAAAGCAUUCAAGAAGAUGAAUAAACUCAGAUUGCUUCAACUUUCUAGGGUGCAGCUUAAUGGAGAUUUUAAAUAUCUUUCGGGAGAUCUUAGAUGGCUGUACUUGCAUGGAUUAAAAUUUCCAUCAUCUUAUGCUCCUGCAGAAUUUCAGCAACGAAGUCUAGUUGUCCUCAGGUUAAAAUAUAGUAAUCUCAAACAACUAUGGAAGAAAAGCCAGAUGCUAGAGAAUCUGAAAAUUCUUAAUCUUAGUCAUUCUAUGGAUUUAACUGAAACUCCUGACUUCUCAUAUAUGCCUAAUCUUGAAAAGCUAGUACUCAAAGACUGUCCAAGGUUGUCAACAGUCUCCCAUAGCAUUGGAUCUCUCCAUAAACUUCUUCUGAUAAAUUUGACAGACUGCACAGGUCUUCGAAAACUUCCGAGAACAAUUUAUCAAUUAAAAUCUCUAGAAACUUUGAUUCUUUCAGGGUGUUCCAUGAUUGAUAAAUUGGAGGAAGACUUGGAACAGAUGGAAUCAUUGACAACCUUGAUUGCGAAUAAGACUGCAAUAAAAAAAGUGCCUAUUUCAAUAGUAAGAUUAAAAAGCAUUGUGUAUAUUUCUCUUUCUGGCUGUGAAGGAUUACCGCGUGAUGUAUUUCCUUAUGUCAUUCGGUCUAGGAUGUCACCAACAAAUAAUGUGAUAUCCCUAGUUCAAAGAUCUGCGUCCAUGCCAUCCAUUGUUUUAUUGGAACUUAUAAAGCAUAGAUGUCUUUAUGUGGAGUGUGUCUCAGAUCUACAACUAACUCAAGUUGUAGCAAUAAUUUUGGAUGUAUUAAAAGCCACAAACUGUCAGAACUUGGAAGCAAGUGCAAGUUCAACUACAUCGCAGAUCUCUGAUGUGCAAACUUCUCCAGGGUCAAAGAAUUACCUGAAAUAUCUCUUAAUUCAAAUGGGAACAAAAUGUCAAGUCUCCAAUACUGCCGAAGAUAGUGUUUUACAGACUGCAGAUGGGACUUGCGAUUCAUUUUUACUCCUCUGUGACGAUAAAUCUGAUUGGUUAACCUUCAGCUGCAAUGGUUGUUCUAUAAUAUUUGAUGUCCCAACAAUGAAGGGGAGUAACCUGAAGAGCAUGAUGUUGUCUGUUGUCUAUUACUCUUCCUCGGAUAACAUAACAUCAGAAGGAUGCCAAGGUGUAUUAAUCAGAAAUUACACAAAGACAACCAUUCAUGCAUAUAAAAGAGAUACACUAACCUCCUUUGAUGAUGAGGAUUGGCAGAGCAUAACCUCAAAUCUAGAACCUGGUAACAAAGUGGAGGUUAUGGUUGUUUUUGGGGAGGGUUUCAUCGUUGACAAGACUACAAUAUCUCUCUUAUAUGAUGAACCACUCAACAAAGAAAUGGAACACUGUCAUCUAGUAGAUGAGGAGGAUGUUAUUGUUUCUGGCAAUGACGGUUAUAAUUUUAGUGGUUCUGGUGGUGAUAAUGAAGUCACCAAUCACUAUAGAGAGGAAACGGUGAACCACAUGCAGAUCACCAUGUAUGCUGGUGGGUUAUAUGCUGAUGUCGUGGGACCAGUACAACUAGUACCACAUGACCCUGACCAGCCUGCAGAGGCAGCAGUUGAGGAGAUUCCUGCAGCUGAAGCAUAUGGUGAUCAGGAGCAACAAGUUCCUUUACCCAAGUGUCAGCCAGAGCAGCAGGCAACAGCUGCACCUGAGGCCAUUGGAUCGGCCUUAGGAGCUCAGAUUUUGGAUGCCCUCAGAGAGCUGAGGGCUGAUUUCUUCCAACUAGAGCAGACUGUUACUGCUAGGUUUGAUGCAGUAGAGGUCAGGUUAGAGGUGCUUGAGGAUGUCAUGGCCCAGAUACCGCGUUGGUCGAAUUCUGAGUCCACCGACGUUUAGAGCUAGAUUUAGGAUUGUCUCCUCUGGUUUCUUUUGAUGUUGCUUUGUUUUUUGUACUGUUGUUCUAUAAUGACUACGGUAUAAGGUACACCACAAGUCCUUUUAGUUGUACUUGAAUAUUUUGAUCUUAUGAUAUCAGUUGUUUCUAUUCA